Messenger RNA from Aureobasidium musti, 405 nucleotides. The record is from the annotation of a GenBank genome assembly. Lineage: Eukaryota; Fungi; Ascomycota; Dothideomycetes; Dothideales; Saccotheciaceae.
AUGAACGACCAGGAAGCGAAGAAGAAGGAAGGCAUCACACUCCCCAUUCCGCAGCCCGGUCCCUACGGCCACGCUCGCAUGUACCAAGACUUCCGCUGGUCCAACGCUCAACGCGAUCGCUUCCUCGCUGACGGCACCCUUCCCUUUGACGUCAACAACAUACCCUCUAACCUCAAGCCUGCUCCCAUUGGCAUGUGGAUCUUCGAUGGAAGAGGCAGCACCCAACACUCCAUGCCUGAGAUCGAGCUCAACCCUAUGCCUGAUCUUGAACGCAACAAGGCGAUUGUAGUCAUCGACUUUGGCAUUCCUGACUACCUGUGCAUGAUCCCGCCUGGUCUUUGUCGCUUGGUGCCUACUGGUCCUGGCAAGGCACGUCUGGAGCCCACUUUCGGCAACAUGUCUUGA